GUGUGCGUCAGGAGCGCUGAUGUUUGAAAACUGCGGAAAUAGCGUUGAGUCAGGACUAGAGAAGAAUGGGCUUUUGAUAGGAAAGGUUUGAGUGUUUAACGUUGUAAGAUGAACGGAUGUGUUUUAUACCUUAAGCGACCGAGAAGGAUUAUAAACAAAUGCUAGAAGACGGUAGUGUAUGGAGAAGAGAGUUUUGUGCUUUUCAUUUUCUGGUUAGCUGGUUCGUGUUAGCUUGCUGCGCUAUUGCAACACAAUGAAGCUGAGCAUUGGGAAAGUUGGAGGGAUGUGUUAGCGUCAGUUAAGAUUUCUUGGUAGUAAAUCCGAUUUUUCAGUGGGAUAGCCCUGAAUUUAUCUGGGUGUUGAAAAUUUCCCCCCGUUUGGACGAUUUAGUGUUGGUGAUAAGAUCGUAGACAGGAAUUUAACGCCACCACCACGGUAUCAUAGUUUUAGAAAUAGGAUAUAUUUUGCUUUGGCAUUCGUUAUUUGCGCUCAAAAUGAAGGUGAUGGAGAGAAAUAUGAUGCGUCUUGUGGCAGUGCAGCACCUUCGCACAACUUAUGGGAUAAAGGCUAAAAACUGGAAUAAAAACAAAGCAUCCCGGACAUCAACGAGUAUCUCGAAUAAGGUGUUUGGUGUGCCUCUUGAUAAUCUGCCAUGUUAUAACACGGAUAAUGGAAUUGUGCCAAGAUUCCUUGUUGAUGCUUGUAUAAAUCUAAUGGCUCAUGUUGACACAGAGGGCUUAUUCAGAAAGUCAGGGUCCGUUCUUCGUCUCAAAGCUCUCCGGGCCAAGUUGGAUGCAGGUGAAGACUGUCUGUCCACAGCUCUUCCCUGUGAUGUGGCCGGCCUGGUGAAGCAGUUCUUCAGAGAGCUGCCGGAGCCUGUGCUUGCCUCAGAACUGCAGGAUGCUUUUCUCAAGGCCCAGCAGCUGAACUCUGAUGAGGAGAGGACCGCAGCCACUAUGCUGCUCUCCUGUGUGCUUGCUGAAAAGAAUCAGAACACCCUCCGACACUUCUUUGAGUUCCUCCACAGCGUAUCCUUAAGGAGUGCAGAAAAUAAGAUGGACAGCAGUAACCUGUCUGUAAUCCUGGCUCCAAAUCUCCUACACUCUGGAGAUGCCACAGAAAAGAUGAAAACCAACACAGAAAAACGCCUCAAACUCCAAGCAGCGGUUAUCCACUGUUUCAUUGAAAAUGCUCAUAGCUUUGGUGUAUUGCCACCGUUUCUUCAAGAGAGGGUGCCAGCUAUGAUAGGUUGUGAUUCUGGCGCUCUAUCUCCUACUCAUGAUGAGCUCCGUGAACUUGAUCUAAACUCAGGAAUGAAGAGGAGGCCUAGGCGUAGCUUUGGAGAUAUGGUCAGUGGGGCUCUGAAUAAGAUCAAAACUAAUAGAACACCCACAAAUAACCCUCAGUCAGACAGUAUUGUUUUUCCUUCUGCAACCCCUGUAAUUGCAACCCCCAACUCUAAGCGAAAACUACCUUUGGAAUCUGGUCACAGCUUUGGAUUCUCAAAUAAAAAGCGCAGAUCAAUGAAGAAGAACCUUGGCAUAGAUUUGCUUCCUGAUCCCAUGUUGAAUGAGACCGCUACUCCAGGAUCUGUUUGUAGUGCUUCUGGUGUCCUGGACGCCCCAAACACCUGUGCCUCUGGAGGACGGUCUCAAAGACGCUCUGUGACUUCUGCCAGGAGAAAGAGCCGAAGACUCGGUAGCCGGCAUGCAGUGAACAGAGUGGAAUCUGGCAGAGCUGGUUGCUUCUCUCCUAAAGUCAACAAAAAGGACGCACCACUCAAAUCUCUGCGCAUGCGCUUCAGCUUGGGUAAAAGCAGCAAGGACGCUGGAUCUGAAUCCAUUGGCUGGAGACUCGCCUCUCAGGAAAGCACAACCAGCUUUUGUUUCACCAAAGAGAUGGAGUUCAUCAGUCCAUCUGUGCUACCCAGGUUAAGCGAAUCAAAUGGCAUCAAAUACAUCAGUAAGUCUGAGGACAACUUGUUGACCCCUCAGCCACACUCAAGUGGCUGUCAGGCUGUUUGGACUGAGACUCCUGUUACAUCUCGUGCAUCUAAGGAUGGAGGUUCUUUCCCGGAUACUCCCAUGAGCAUGUGCCUAAAGAACACCUUCUCCUCUGAGCCUGCUAUUGUCAUAUCCAAGCCCUCGCCAGUGUCCAGUCGGCCUCUGAAGCUAUGUUGUGCUUCAAGUGCAGACAGUUUAGAGAGCGAGGGAGCAGCUGCUGAAGCCCAGAUUCCAACAGGACCUACUCUGCUAAAGAACAACCAGGCCUUUACAGCAUGGAGCAGUGACGGCCGCCAGCCUGUUGCCCGUGAUUCACCAGCAAAAACAUCAACAUCAGAUGAUGUCAGUGUGCCUCAUCCAGAAACUCCAGUGAACUCUGUUGCUGCAUCUUCCUCCAUGAUACAGGCUCAGGAGUCUUUUCUUUCUAGCUAUGACAAUGUUACUUUUGGUCAAAUGGACCUUGUUUGCCUGUCUCCUUUGCAUAUUGACAGUGUAGUGUUUGAUUGUGAUACAAACAGUAGCUUCUUGUUAAAGGGCUCUAAAGGUACCCCUCUCAGCAGCACACAUGAGGUGUUGGAUAGUCGAGAAAAGGAGGAGGAGCUGGUGGACUGCAGCAGAUUGAUCGAUGCUCUGGACAUUCAGAGUCCUGCUCACUUCAAACUGGGGGCGUCAUCUGGGCUACAGUCUACGCCAUACAGACCAGACUUUGAACCCUGUGCUGAGCUCUGUACUCCCCCAAGGGGGGAACAUAGUGUUGUGGGAGAUGAGAAACAUAAGUGUACCAAUGACCAGGAGGUGGCAGUGUCCCCUGACCAUCUGCAGUCCCAAAAGCGCAGAGUGGCAGAACGCAUUCAACAUUUCAACAGGCUCACUCUGUGUUAUCCCGAAGGCUCUCAGGAUAAAGCCAGCAGGUCUCCUCUCAGGUUCCAGCGCACUCCCGUCCGUCAGACCGUCCGCAGAAUCAACUCACUUCUGGGAGACAACAGGAGACCAACAAGAGGCUUUGUUCGCCAGAGCAUGCAAGUGCCAAAAGCUGUGAGUCUAGAGACAGGCCUCUCUCCAUACCCACAAGUCCACAGUGUUAAGUCUGUGAAGAAGCCUCCUCCUGUGCCUCCCAAAAAACCCAGCACCCUGGCCCGUAAAGCCAAGCAGUGUGCCCUUGAGGAUGUGACGAACAAGGCCCAGCCUAAAACCAAAGUGAACACUUCUGAGUGCCACAAAGACCAACCUGGACCCCAGAAGCCAUUUGUGCAGCAAGUGGUUGAGAAAGAAAUGCAUCAUUACAGAGGCUCUCCCAGGAACCCCCUAACUCAGACAAGACUGCUGUCUGCUACUAAACCUGUUGAUUUAUAGUGAUCCUGUCAAGAGACCUGUCCUGUUGUGGAAUAUCAUGUACACUAUUUGUUAAGGGGUACUUAAUUUAUUCUGCUUCCAUGUUUAUGAUUUUUUUUAUACUGGGAGACCUUUUGCCUUACAUUUGUAAGAUAUGUCAGUUUAACUCUAGUAGUGUUAGUUAUGUCAGUAGUGUGCAGACCAAAUGAUAUAAGUGACUGGAAACGUUCUUAUGCAUGUAUUUAUACUUAUGAUAACCUUUUGGGAGAUUUUUAAACUAUUUUUGCCAUCUUAAGUAAAAAUGCACCUUCUGUUGUUCAAAAAAUGCCAAACAGUAUUGAUCAAAUCAAGUGUUUUGUAAAGUUGUAUUUUGUCAAACUGCCAACCAGUAAACCGCGGCACAAAUAAAUUUUCUUUCCCG
Molecule: messenger RNA, 3756 nt
Organism: Periophthalmus magnuspinnatus
Lineage: Eukaryota; Metazoa; Chordata; Actinopteri; Gobiiformes; Gobiidae
Gene: arhgap11a
Product: Rho GTPase activating protein 11A
Exons: 12
Coding region: 495-3356 (953 amino acids)
Biological process (GO): signal transduction
Source: RefSeq, a predicted model, not a curated record